AUGCGGGAAAAUCAUAAGAAAGAUGCGAAGGCUCUAUUGUUUAUCCAAUCGGCAUUAGAUGAUGAGUUUUCCCCUAGAAUUUCCGCUGCAUCUUCCUCAAAGCAAGCAUGGGAGAUCAUCAAACAAGAGUAUUUUGGUGAUAAGAAGGUAAUUGCUGUAAAAUUACAAACUCUUCGUACACAAUUUGAGAGUUUAACAAUGACUAAGAAAGAAUCAUUUCAAGACUAUUUGUCUAAAGUAGUCUUAGGAUAUAUCUAUGAGUUGAUGAGUUCAUUGAUGGCUCAUGAGGAGAGAAUGGAUAAGUCUAUGGAUGAAAACGUCGAGGAGAAAGCCUUUCAAGUUAAGGGGCAAAUGUCGGGUGAUUGGUAUUAUGAUGAAGGUCGUGGCCGUGGCCGCGGUAUGGGUAGUCGUGGUUGUGGUCGUGAUGAAGGUGGUCGUGGUCGAUUCGAAGGACAACGUCAAUUCAUGAGUAGCAUUCAAUGCUACUAUUGCAAAAGAUAUGGUCACAAAGAAGAUAGGUUUUGGGAUAAACAACGUGAUGAGAAAGAGCAAGAGCAAACCAAUUUUGUUCAAAAUGUCGAAGGACAAGAAAGCAAGCUCUUCUAG
Molecule: messenger RNA, 606 nt
Organism: Spinacia oleracea (spinach)
Lineage: Eukaryota; Viridiplantae; Streptophyta; Magnoliopsida; Caryophyllales; Amaranthaceae
Exons: 2
Coding region: 1-606 (201 amino acids)
Source: RefSeq, a predicted model, not a curated record